Messenger RNA from Cottoperca gobio, 4014 nucleotides. RefSeq names its product DNA (cytosine-5-)-methyltransferase 3 beta, duplicate b.1 (gene dnmt3bb.1). Gene Ontology annotation, biological process: negative regulation of transcription by RNA polymerase II. Bases 173 to 2665 code for a protein of 830 amino acids. Gene Ontology annotation, cellular component: nucleus. The transcript has 23 exons. Gene Ontology annotation, molecular function: DNA binding; DNA (cytosine-5-)-methyltransferase activity, acting on CpG substrates. Lineage: Eukaryota; Metazoa; Chordata; Actinopteri; Perciformes; Bovichtidae. The record is from RefSeq and is a predicted model, not a curated record.
UGCUUCAACAGAGUGAACAAAUCCUGCGAGAGGACUAGACCAACUCCUGAGCUGUGCUUCAAGUUCAAGGCUUAUUUUUUGGAACCUUUUAAAACACAUUCUCCACAAACCUCUACAGACAACAACAUCUUCCGACUCAUUUUCCAGCCGUGGAUGAGUGAAAGAAGCGUGGAUGGUUAUGUUUGAAAAGGAGUCAGGACAGCCUCUAAACCAGUCGACUGCUACAGCGAUGCCUUCCAACAAAUACUCUGCUGCUAUCAUGGAGGAGAGCAACAAAAUGACAGCCACGGCGCCGGUGAAUGGAGCCACGCCUCUGUCAGAGAACGACAGUGGAGUGGAGCUAACCAAUGAGAACAGCCCUCUGACCGCGGCCGAACCGCCUUCCCCCUUCAGCCCGAAGCAGAACGGAGACGCUGCCUCACCUCAAGAUGGUAACCAGUGUUCGGAGGGAAGCAGGAAGAGAAGCAGGAAGAAGUCAGAGGAGGAACAAACUACCUGGGACUCCUACAGCCAGGACAAGACUUCUGGAGCGUCUCAGUUGAGUUUGAGACAAACGCCUCGACCCAGAACGAUCUUCCAGGCCGGACUGAAGCCGCACACACACAACAAACCUCGCAGACAGAGCCGCAAACAGGAGCACAUCAUGUUACUGAAAAUGCAAAGUGGUGGUGGUCCUCGGGUGGCUCCAGUUGUGUCCGUCGGGGUCCCUGAAGCCCCCCGUGUGGAGCUGAUGGAACAAGACUCAAAGGACUCGGCCCAGAGCAUCAGCACUUCAUCCAGCUCCAAGAUCCAGCCAGAGUACAAUGACAACAAGGGUUUUGGCAUCGGUGAGCUAGUGUGGGGGAAGAUCAAGGGCUUUUCCUGGUGGCCCGGCAUCGUUGUGACGUGGCGCGCCACCGGCAAGCGGCAGGCCAGCCACGGCAUGAGGUGGCUGCAGUGGUUUGGAGACGGCAAGUUCUCUGAGGUUUCAGCAGACAAACUGGACUCCAUCACCGCCUUCCCCAAGUUCUUCAGCCAGGCUUCCUACACCAAGCUGGCCUCCUACCGCAGGGCUAUCUUCCAAGCUCUGGAGAUGUCCAGUAUCCGGGCGGAGAAGAAGUUUCCUCCCUGCGAGUCGGACAAUCCAGAAGACCAAGUCAAACCCAUGCUGGACUGGGCUAACGGCGGCUUCCUGCCCAAAGGAGAGGAAGGACUCAAACCUACACACACGGCCGACAGUAACCCUCUGGACCACCACCAGGUCCUCGAUGUUUCCCUGCCAGAGUAUUUCCCCAGCGCCAAGCGGCCCAGAGUCAGCCUCUGUAAGACUAAGGCCGCUCCCGAGGAGACUUACAGCAGAGAACAAAUGGUGAAUGAAGUUCUGAAGAAUAAAAGAAGUAUAGAAGAGUUCUGUCUCUCGUGUGGAAAGAUGAGAGCAGCAACCUUCCACCCGCUGUUUGAAGGAGGCCUGUGCCAAACAUGCAAGGACGUGUACCUGGAGAUAUCCUACAUGUACGACGACGACGGUUACCAGUCCUACUGCACCGUCUGCUGCGGAGGUCGAGAGGUUCUGCUCUGCGGCAACGCCAACUGCUGCAGGUGUUUCUGCGUGGACUGUCUGGACAUCCUGGUUGAUCCCGGAGCGUCUAACAACGCCCGCUAUCUGGACCCGUGGCGAUGCUACAUGUGCCAGCCGAUGCUGCAGUACGGCGUCCUGAAGCGACGGCACGACUGGAGUUUAAAGCUGCAGGAGUUCUUCGCCAACGACAACGGACAGGAGUUUGAGAAACCAACGAUUUUCCCAGCAGUCCCUGCAGAGCAGAGACGACCAAUCAGAGUCCUCUCUCUGUUUGACGGCAUUGCCACAGGCUACCUGGUUCUAAGGGACCUGGGUUUUAAGGUGGACCAGUACGUGGCGUCAGAGGUGUGUGAGGACUCCAUCUCAGUGGGCGUUGUCAGACAUGAAGGAAGGAUCCAGUACGUGCACGAUGUCAGGAACAUCACUCACAAAAACCUGAUGGAGUGGGGUCCGUUUGACCUGGUGAUUGGAGGAAGUCCCUGCAACGACCUGUCAAUCGUCAAUCCUGCCAGGAAAGGGCUCUAUGAAGGCACAGGGAGGCUUUUCUUCGAGUUCUACCGUCUGCUGAACGAGGCCAAGCCCAAAGAAGGAGAGAACCGGCCGUUCUUCUGGAUGUUCGAGAACGUGGUCGCCAUGGGAGUCAAUGACAAGAGGGAUAUCUCUCGAUUCCUGGAGUGCAACCCUGUGAUGAUCGAUGCUAUCGAGGUCUCUGCUGCUCACCGUGCUCGAUACUUCUGGGGAAACCUGCCGGGCAUGAACAGUUCUGUGUGUUUCAGGCCUCUGUGUGCUUCUGGGAUGGACAAGCUGAAGCUGCAGGACUGUCUGGAUCACGGCCGAGUUGCAAAGUUUGGGAAGGUGCGCACCAUCACUACACGCUCCAACUCCAUCAAACAAGGGAAGGAUCAACACUUCCCUGUCCUGAUGAACGGGAAGGAGGACAUACUGUGGUGCACUGAGCUGGAGAGGAUCUUUGGCUUCCCUGUCCACUACACAGACGUGUCCAACAUGGGCCGCGGUGCCAGACAGAAGCUUCUGGGCCGGUCCUGGAGCGUCCCCGUCAUCAGGCAUCUGUUCGCACCACUGAAGGACUACUUCGCCUGCGAAUAGACGCCACCCAUUGCCAGCAAACAGACGCCACUUAUGAUUACAAACCAGCUUCACGAGUGUCAAACUGGCUCCAAAAACAAACAUCCGCCGCCAGCCACAUUUUGUAAAGAGCUGGAAGUUUUUCUCCACUUUGGCAAAUAACCAGUUUCACGAAAAAUCAAUGUAACUGGGAAAUACUGAAAACAGCUGUUUGUUUGUAUCCUGGAGAUAAUGCACAGCGAGCUUAAACGCACACAACACACACUAACACAGAUACAGCAUUCACUACGACAUCGUGUCAGAGAGAGAGGGACUCUUCUGCUUUGUUCACUAACAUUAGGCCUGUACAGUGAUUUCAACAGGGUCUUACUUAUGUUCUAAUAUGCCCUUAGAAGGUAAUGUUUUUAAGUUGACAACACUUAGUAGUUGUAGAAAAUAGAGAACAUGGCACCAACGGUACAGAUUUUUAAAUGGCUCUGUAUCAAACGUUUUGUUUUGUUUAAGGAAGUUCAAAACAUUUCAGAGGUCGCUCAUCCCUCCAUUUAGUUUAUUAUUGAAGCGUGUGACAACAGGCUGCUGACACAGACGCUGUUGAUGUUAACAAAAGCACUUGAACCAAAGUCAUUAGACGGACAGUGAGCUGCUGCUCCACGAGCCUCCGGCCUGAAUGUAUUUCAAAACAAAACAUUUCAAUUUAGAAAAAGAUGAAACAUGACAUUUGGGGUUUUCUGUCAAAAUUCUUAAGAGAAAGGAAAUCCACAUCUGUACCAGAUAAUAAAAGAUUAACAGAUUAUUUCAUCUAUACACAUCUCAUCUCAGACACAAAGGUGCUGUGGUGUCAAUGCUAACAAAUCAAUCUUUGGUAAAAUGACCAGUUGCUUAAAUUUCCCAACAUAUUAGAGUAAGAGGCGUGUGUGCUAAGAAAACCAUAGCGCCACGUUUGAGUUCUUCAAAACGCCAAUAGAAGAAGCGCUCGGUAAGAAAAUACAUUCAGCGAUGGAAGCUGGUGCACCGCAAGCUAACCUGGAGAUGAAGCAGGAUCGUCUUUUAAUUUAGAGUUUAUAAUCAUUGAACAAUGAUUUUACUUUUUGUCUUUUACUUUGAGCUUCGAUAGAAAAGAAAAAAAUGUUCUAAGAUUAUAUAAAAAUGUUUUUGUAUAGAUAGUGUGACACUUUGAGUCUUAACGUCUCCCUGAUAGCUUCAUACAAAUACUUGAAACAAGCCAAUGCAAAAACAGAGAUAUAGAGAGUGGAGAACCGUUCAGACAGCUAAGAGUUAAAGAGUGUUUAUCCUACUGUAGAAGUUAAGAUUUUAUCUUAUGAAUAGUGUUUUAGUUCACUGUAAUGGCUCGAUGCCAGUGUCUCCACAUG